Molecule: messenger RNA, 1614 nt
Organism: Miscanthus lutarioriparius
Lineage: Eukaryota; Viridiplantae; Streptophyta; Magnoliopsida; Poales; Poaceae
Source: the annotation of a GenBank genome assembly
AUGGCUUCGUCCCCGCCGCGGAGGCGCCUCCCUGCUGCGCACCUCCUCUUCGCCCUCUUUCUGGCGAUGUCCGCCGUGCUGCCGCGGGGCGCCGGGGCGGUGGAACUUGGGCUGAAGCUGCCAUUCAGCCCGGGGGACGUGCUCCCCGUCCUGCCGCGGCAGGUGGCGUGGCCCGUCAUGAACACGCUCCACAGCGCCGUCGACCUUCUGCCGUCCUUCGUCGCCGCCGUGGCGCCCGGGGCGCCGGCGCCGGUGGUCUGGAGCGGCGCGUGCUUCGCGGAGAACGAGGCCGCUAUCGAGCUCACGCCCGGGGACCGCAACGGGACCGACGUCGGCGGCGCCGUCCUGCGCCUCAAGACUGCUUCAGCUCAUAGUUGGACAUGCAUGGAUCUCUAUGUUUUUGCAACACCAUAUAGGAUAACAUGGGACUAUUAUUUUGCUGCUCGGGAUCACACUUUGGAGAUUAAAUCAUGGGAGGAAGAAGCGGAAUUGGAAUAUGUGAAGGAGCAUGGCAUUUCUGUUUUUCUCAUGCCAUCUGGAAUGCUUGGAACUUUGCUAUCUUUGAUUGAUGUCCUGCCUUUGUUUUCAAACACUGCCUGGGGCCAACAUUCCAACUUGGCCUUUUUAGAGAAGCAUAUGGGAGCCUCAUUUGAGAAACGUUCCCAGCCUUGGGUUGCUAAUAUUAGAAAGGAGGAUAUACAAUCUGGCGACUUUUUGGCUCUAUCAAAGAUUCGAGGACGAUGGGGCGGGUUCGAGACAUUAGAGAAAUGGGUGACUGGUGCAUUUGCUGGGCAUACCUCGGUUUGCUUAAAAGACGAGAAGGGUGAUCUUUGGGUUGCAGAGUCAGGCUAUGAAAACGAGAAGGGAGAAGAAAUCAUUGCCAUAGUUCCUUGGGAUGAGUGGUGGGCCAUGGCCCUCAAGGAUGAAUCAAAUCCUCAGAUAGCCCUGCUUCCUUUGCACUCUGAUGUACGUGCCAGAUUCAACGAAAGUGCUGCAUGGGAAUAUGCCCGGAGCAUGGUUGGAAAGCCUUAUGGCUAUCAUAACAUGAUAUUUAGCUGGAUUGAUACAAUAGGAGAUAAUUAUCCACCUCCCCUUGAUGCUAACCUGGUAAUGGCAGUCAUGUCAAUGUGGACUAGAUUGCAGCCAGUUUAUGCUGCAAACAUGUGGAAUGAAGCCCUAAACAAACGACUUGGCACUGAGGGUUUGGACCUUCAGGGGAUCAUUAUGGAGACUGAAAGACGUGGAAUGUCUUUUGAUCAGUUGCUCACCAUACCCGAGCAAGACGAAUGGGUAUACAGUGAUGGUAAAUCAACUACUUGUGUUUCCUUCAUUCUUGCAAUGUACAAGGAUGCUGGAAUAUUCGCCCCUUUUUCAGAGUCGAUCCAGGUCACCGAGUUCACUAUUCGUGACGCAUACAUGCUCAAGAUUUUUGAAGACAACCCGGCAAGGCUUCCAAGCUGGUGCAACACAGACAUCGACAAGCUUCCCUUUUGCCAGAUUCUCGGAGAGUACAGAAUGGAGCUGCCAGAGUACAACUCGAUUGAACCUUAUGCGAAAAUGAACGAGAACUGUCCGUCUUUACCCCCAACAUACAAACGACCCGCACGCUGCUGA